Molecule: messenger RNA, 1342 nt
Organism: Racocetra persica
Lineage: Eukaryota; Fungi; Glomeromycota; Glomeromycetes; Diversisporales; Gigasporaceae
Source: the annotation of a GenBank genome assembly
AACGAUUCUAGAAAAAAAUAAAAAAAUGACAGCACCAUUGUUUUCAACCAAUCCAGCUAAAUGUAAUUGUAAAUAUGUUCCAGGGCCAGAUUUAUUGAAUGUACGCCAGAGCUAUGUUCCUAUGGCUCUUACUGCCAAAACCGAUGGUAAGUUACCAGUAAAAAGUACACUCUAUUUAGCUCAAAGUAAUAACUUUUUACUCAAGGCACCUAACAAAUAUUUUGGAUUGAAGGCAUUAAAGCCAAUAAGAGAAGGAUCUUUUAUUGUAGAACCAAUUGAAACUCCCGUAGAAAUAAAUAAUUUAGAAUUUCACAUGGAUAAAUACAUGAGUGAAGGAUUGUGGCGGACCUAUUUUCCACCGUCCGAUACAAGCGAGAUAAACAACGCGGCAAAAAAAGGGAGACUUUCUCGUUUCAUUGCGCAUUCCCGUAAUCCCAAUUGUAAUAAGCAAGAAUGGCUAGUAGGACAUCAAACUAGGACUGGUAUAUUUGCUAGUCGUGAUAUAUCAGAUGAUGAUGAAUUAACAAUUGAUUACACCGAACCAUCAAUAGGUUAUGGAAUGCCAUGUAAGAUUAAAGAGCAAAAUGGUACAAAUAUAACUCCAGAGGAAGUCCAUCCACUUGAAGAUAAUCAAGGAAUUUUUAAUUACAUUGGACGUAUGCUACAAGCUGUCUACAGGCCAGAUUUGGCAACUCAAGUGCUUCGUAGUUUAGAAAUAACUACAGAUGAAAAUGUUUUAAGAAAAUUCUUAAAUCUCGAUGGAUUAAAGAUAUUGAGUUUGUGGUUUCAUGAGCAUACUGAGCCUAAACUUAUAGAACGGAUCAUUUCGGUUUUGGAAAAAUUGCCAUUACAAUGCGACGAUCUUGAUAUCAUGACUGAAAUCAGGAGAAGUCUCCAGAUGAUAAAAAUAAAUGAUGAUGCACUUCAUGAUAGUAUUACAAAGGAUAACAUUUUGGAUAGAGACAAAGGACACUCAUCGAAAAAGAGUGAUAAAAUGAAAACAGUGGAAAUAUACUCUGAAAAGAAACCAAAAACACCUGAUUCUAGUAGUGCACUUGGAUCCGCAUCCAUAUUGUCUGCGAGUUCAUCUUUACAACCAAGCAACGAAGAGCCUGGUUCUUCACAUAUUGCUAGUGCUAGCGUGAAAAUUAAUGAUGUUGAAUCAGUUACUGUCACAUCGAUACAGCCACCUUCCUCAGUUACUGCGUCUGACGAAGGUUCGUCCACUCACACAUUUGAUAAAGAUAAAUUCCGUGGGGAGUUUGCAGCGGCAGUAGUUGAGUACUCUGAACGAUUCAAAAGUCAAAUCGAGGAACGUACUCUAAACAAACAUGUAAACAAG